AUGCGCCUCUCGUUUUCUCUCGCGGCUCUGCUCGCUGUCGAAGGCGUGUCUGCUGUCGCUCUUCCACCCCAUGUGCUCAACGCGCCCGCUGUUACUCCGCCCACUCGCGAACCCACGAUGAACUUGAUGGCCGCCGCGGCCACGUGCGCGAACCCGCGCGUCCGGAUGGAAUGGGACUCGAUGAACAACAACGAUCGCCAGUCUUUCGUAAACGCCGUCAAAUGCCUGAUAGGCAAGCCGGCCUCGGGCCAGUUCUCCGCGGCCAGGAAUCGCUACGAGGAUCUCGUUGCGCUGCACCAGACGCUCACCGUGAACGUGCACAACAACUCCAAGUUCUUGAUCUGGCACCGAUACCUCCUGUGGACGUUUGAGGACAUCCUGCGCUCUGAGUGCGGCUUCACUGGCCCAUUGCCUUGGUUUGACGAGACCCGCUAUCCAGGCCGCUUCUCGCAGUCGUCCAUUUUCUCGAGCUCAUGGUUCGGUGGGAUUGCGCUUGGUGGACGGUGUGUAACAGACGGGCAAUUCGCCGGUCUCACACUAAACAUCGGCCCCGGCUCCGGCAACACCGCGCACUGCCUCGCCCGCAACGGCGACGCCAGCCAGACGCAGAACUGCAACUCCGCCCUGCUCAACGCCAUCAACGCACGCACGGACUACGCCGACAUGGCCUACUACGCCGAAGGCGGCCUGCACGCCUGGGCCCACAACGGCAUUGGCGCCGUCAUGGCCGACGUGUAUGCGUCGCCCGGCGACCCAGUCUUCUGGCUGCACCACGCCUUCAUCGAUCGCAACUACCGUAUCUGGCAGAAUGCGGACGCAGCGCGCGUUACGUACAUCGACGGGACGGAUCGGGUGGGGAAUCCGCUGACGCUGGACACGGUGGUAUCGGUAAAUGGGCUGAGGCCUAAUGUAAAGGUUAGGGACAUUAUUAAUACCUUGGAUGGGAAGUUGUGCUACAAGUACAACUACUAG
Trematosphaeria pertusa is the source of this 972-nucleotide messenger RNA. RefSeq names its product Di-copper centre-containing protein. The transcript is spliced from 3 exons. Gene Ontology annotation, molecular function: oxidoreductase activity. NCBI's taxonomy places the organism in Eukaryota, Fungi, Ascomycota, Dothideomycetes, Pleosporales, Trematosphaeriaceae. Bases 1 to 972 code for a protein of 323 amino acids. The record is from RefSeq and is a predicted model, not a curated record.